Ixodes scapularis (black-legged tick) is the source of this 3013-nucleotide messenger RNA. It is a transcript of the gene TM9SF4, whose product is annotated as transmembrane 9 superfamily member 4. Gene Ontology annotation, biological process: protein localization to membrane. Bases 126 to 1883 code for a protein of 585 amino acids. Gene Ontology annotation, cellular component: membrane. Lineage: Eukaryota; Metazoa; Arthropoda; Arachnida; Ixodida; Ixodidae. The record is from RefSeq and is a predicted model, not a curated record. The transcript has 17 exons.
GUCUGCUGCUGCUUUCACUGCUCGUGGCUUGCUUGCUGCCAGACGGGGCGGCUGCCUUCUACGUUCCUGGCGUUGCCCCCGUGGAGUUCCGGCGGGGUCAGGCUAUCGAGGUGAAGGCGGUCAAGAUGACGAGCACCCUGACCCAGCUGCCUUAUUCAUACUACUCCCUCAACCUGUGCAAGCCCAAGAACGGCACCCUCAGCUACAAGUCUGAAAACCUGGGGGAGGUGCUGAGGGGCGACCGCAUAGUGAACACGCCGUACGAGGUGCAGAUGGCGGUGAACCAGCCGUGCCGGCUCCUGUGCCACCUCAAGGACAACAAGCCCAUUCCCAUCUCCUGGCAGCUGGACGACUCGAGGCUGGUGGCCUACAGGAUACGGCACCAGUACUCCGUCCACCUGUUGGCGGACAACAUGCCGUGUGCGACGAGGCUGGAGUCGUUCGACAGCUCGCAGCCCCUCUACGAACAUGGUUACAGGCUUGGCUUUGUGGAGGACGACAAACCCUACAUCAACAACCACCUGAAGCUUAUCUUGUACUACCACACUGAAGACGACAAAGACCAUCGAGUUGUUGGUUUCGAAGUUGCCACAAAAAGUGUGCACAGAGACUCGCUGAACUUCCUGAAGGGCGGGCUGUGCUCUUUCGACAACGGUGCCAAGAAACAGGAAGUCAAUGAAAACGGCAUCACGGACGUCUACUUCAGCUACGAGGUGGAGUGGCGCUCGAGUGCCAUCCGGUGGGCCUCGCGUUGGGACACGUACCUCGCCAUGACGGACGUGCAGAUCCACUGGUUCUCCAUCGUCAACUCCGUCAUCGUCGUCUUCUUCCUCUCCGGCAUGUUGACCAUGAUUAUUGUCCGGACGUUGCGCCGUGACAUUGCACGCUACAACAAGGAUGAGGAAGCGGAGGAUGUGAUGGAAGAAACGGGGUGGAAGCUGGUUCAUGGAGAUGUGUUCAGACCUCCCCAGUACCCCAAGCUCUUUGUGGCCGUGGUUGGAAGCGGCAUCCAGAUCUUCUUCAUGAUGUUCAUCACCAUCUUUUUUGCCAUGCUUGGAAUGCUGUCACCAGCAUCCAGAGGAGCCCUCAUGACUGCCGCCAUCUUCCUUUACGUCUUUAUGGGGCUUUUUGCCGGAUACUUCUCAGCACGGCUGUACAAGACAUUGCGUGGCGUGCAGUGGAGGAAAGCUGCCUUUCUGACGUCAUUCCUGUACCCAGCCGUCGUGUUUGGUACCUGCUUCUUCCUCAACUUCUUCAUCUGGGGAAAACAUUCCUCAGGAGCGGUUCCAUUUGCCACGAUGGUGGCUCUGCUGUGCCUCUGGUUUGGCAUCUCAGUACCGCUAGUGUUCCUCGGGUACUUUUUUGGGUACCGCAAGAAGCCCUAUGAGCACCCCGUGCGUACCAACCAGAUCCCGAGGCAGGUGCCAGAGCAGGUCUGGUACAUGAACCCCAUGCUAUGCACUCUGAUGGCAGGGAUCCUUCCUUUUGGAGCCAUGUUCAUAGAGCUGUUCUUCAUUUUUACCGCUUUAUGGGAGAACCAGUUCUACUACCUGUUUGGGUUCCUGUUCCUCGUCUUCAUCAUCCUGAUCAUCUCCUGUUCCCAGAUCUCCAUAGUCAUGGUCUAUUUCCAAUUGUGUGGGGAAAACUAUCACUGGUGGUGGCGAUCUCUAGUUGUUUCCGGAGGCUCUGCCCUUUAUGUGUUUGCUUAUGCUGUGUUCUACUUUAUCACAAAGCUGGAAAUUACGGAGUUUAUUCCCACACUGCUGUACUUUGGAUACACCUUAGUCAUGGUUCUCACUUUCUGGCUGCUCACCGGAACCAUAGGAUUCUACGCCGCCUACUUCUUCCUCUGCAAGAUCUACGCUGCUGUCAAGAUAGACUGAGCCGCAGAACUACCUUUUUACGCGGGCUUCUCGUUUCAAGGCUGUGCUCGAGACGUGAAAAGAAGGCGGAACCUCAAGAUGUCGGGAUCUCUCGUGAGGGUGUGAAAGAGUAAAGGAAGAUGGAAUGAGAAAGGAAAAUAGCAACCAGCAUCUACCAAAAGAUUUCCGGUGUAAGAGGACUGGACACGUCUUCAGUGUCGCGAGCUAAUCUUUUCUGAUGUCUGUUUUUUUUAAUGUUUUUUCUGUUCUUUCAUUCGCGCGUUUGAAGAGUAAUUUAUACGUUGUACAUACCGUUUUUAUGUGGUUCCGCACGAACCAAGCUGCUAUUUCACUGUGACACCUUUUUGCCCCUUGUGAAUGGUGGGACCGCCACACUUGCACAUUUUGGUGUCCUCGUUCCUUGUAUGUUUUGUGCAAUAGUAGCAGGUUUGACCAACUCUAAUGCAUUUUCAUGUCUUAGAAAUGACAUGUUUGAGGCUGAAUAUCUUGAAAAUGCAAUUCAUUUUGGGUCAAACUCCUGUAUUAUAUAUGUAGCGAGUUUGGUGAAACAAGUGGCAUGUGUUGCACAUUUUAUUGGUGUUUUCCAUUGCCGAGCACUGUUCUCUUUCAUACUACAGAACACAUCUUUCCGGUGAAUGUUCUCAAACAUUCAGCGUCUAAGCCCAGGUGUUGCCAUUUUUUCUUGAGCUUUUUUUUGUAAAAAAUGUAUGGAAGUACAUCGAUGAUAGUUUACAAAAUGCUGGGAAGGUGUUAAUAUGGCAAAAAGAGAAAAAAUUGUUUUAAAUAUGUAAAUUUAAUUUUUUGGUUCCAAUUGAGACCUUUCACUAUUUAGUCGUAGCAUUGCAAAUUCUAGUUAGCGUAUUUCUGUAUGUGAAGUGGUGUGGAAGAAAAUUCCAAGAAGAUUUUGUCCAGUUAAAAGUGUCUGCCACUUUUUGCAACUUUGACAGCUCUCUUCAUGUAGCAUUGCACCCACAUCAGCCAUAUGAUCGGUGGCAAAUAAAUGCCUCGACAUUAAGAGCAAAGAUAAAUAACAAUGAUCGACACUUUGCUGUAUAGAUUUGAGUGAUAUUGUAUCUUGCUGAAUGCAGAACGAGCUCUAUGAUAAUAAACUUAAUUAUUUUCGUACCAGU